AUGGAAAUAAAAGAUAAUUCUGAUUGGGAGUUUAAACUAUUUGAUUGUGCUAAGAAUCCUUUAAUGUGUGCUUGGGUAUUAUGUGUUCCUUGUGGCGGAGACUGUAUGCAAGCUGUGACUGCUAAAGUUUCUGAUCCUAGAAAUAGAAAUGCGGCUUGUGUAGCUUGCUUGUGCUCUUUUACUCUUUUUUGUUAUGGAGGUGUUUUUAAUCGUCAUAGACUAUCAAAGAAAUUAGGGUUAAAAGAUAAUAUUUUCUUUAAUAUUUUGACUGCUGCUUGCUGUGAAAGUUGUGGAAAUACACAAGAAUGAAUGGAAACAAUGAAAAGAGUUAAAGGAAAUCAUGAGCUCACAAUCGUUGAUUAUAUCCAAGGUAAAAUAUAA
This is a messenger RNA of Blepharisma stoltei, 381 nucleotides long. The record is from the annotation of a GenBank genome assembly. NCBI's taxonomy places the organism in Eukaryota, Ciliophora, Heterotrichea, Heterotrichida, Blepharismidae.